GGUCAGCGCAAUCGCAUGUGCGCUUUGGUACGCGCAGUCGGACGUUUUGGGUUCGUUUUUGUGUACCACGCACGAUCGGCUAGUGAAGUAACUCUUGUGAAAUACCGAUAUCGUCGAUUACAACCCUAAGAAACGGCCAUGAGGCAUCAUAUGCUGAAGCUACUCCUCGGAGUUAGCUUACUCGCUUUUGCCAAAUGUGGCCCACCUGGAAAGCCAUCCCUAGGCUGGGGCGAACGAACCUUCGCGAUAGUUGAAGUCAAUCAAGCGGCGACUGCUUACAAUCAGCUGGUUACCAGGAAAGAUGGUGCUGAUGUUACUGUUACAUGGAACGUGUGGUCUGGAGAUCCAGCAGAUACCGCCAGGGUCCUACUGGAUGGCGAUGAAUAUUGGUCAGGAGCAUCAGGGGCAGCGACGACAGCUACAUUCAAAGUGACAAAAGGUGGCAGAUAUCAGAUGCAAGUUGAACUCUGCAAUUCUGAUGGAUGCUCCUCCAGUGAGCCUACUGAGAUCAUCGUAGCUGAUACUGACGGCAGUCAUUUACCUCCCUUGAUGUACACUCUCGGAGAAAAGAACAAACUAUUCAAACAGACUUCUGGAAAAGUUGUUGGAGCAUACUUCGUAGAAUGGGGUGUGUACCCGAGAAAAUUCCCAGUCGAUCGUGUUCCAAUUCCUAACCUGACUCAUUUACUAUACGGCUUCAUUCCAAUUUGCGGUGGAGAUGGCAUCAACGACAGCUUAAAAGAGAUCGAAGGCAGUUUCCAAGCUCUUCAGAGAUCGUGCAGCGGCCGAGAAGAUUUCAAAGUAUCUAUUCACGAUCCUUGGGCCGCUCUUCAGAAACCACAGAAGGGAUUGUCUUCCUGGAACGAACCUUACAAAGGCAACUUUGGCCAGCUGAUGUCUCUCAAACAAGCCAGGCCUGAACUUAAGAUCCUACCUUCCAUCGGUGGUUGGACACUAGCCGAUCCCUUCUUCUUCUUCACCGACAAGGAGAAGAGAGAUCGCUUCGUUGAUUCUGUAAAAGAUUUCCUCUUGACCUGGAAGUUCUUCGAUGGUGUUGACAUCGAUUGGGAAUUCCCUGGAGGUAAGGGAGCUAACCCCGACCUCGGUAGCCCGAAAGACGGAGAUGUUUACGUUGAAUUAAUGAAGGAAUUGCGUGAAAUGUUGAACGACCUUUCUGAAGAGACCGGUAAGAAAUACGAGCUGACCUCCGCUAUCAGUGCUGGAUGGGAUAAGAUCCAAGUUGUCGAUUACAGUGAAGCUCAAAAGUAUAUGGACCAUAUCUUCCUUAUGAGUUAUGAUUUUAAAGGCGCCUGGUCUAACGACACCCUCGGUCAUCAGACUCCACUUUACGCACCCGCUUGGAACCCUAAGGAAACUUAUACCACUGACUUUGGUGUGAAAUAUUUGCUUGCUCAAGGCGUGAACCCUAAGAAGAUUGUGGUGGGCGUAGCUAUGUACGGACGCGGCUGGACUGGUGUUCAUAAUUACGAAGACAACAAUCCAUUCACUGGCAACGCGACUGGACCAGUCAAAGGUACUUGGCAAGACGGUGUAGUUGACUAUAGAGCAAUAGCACAUGAGAUUGCUUUGGGUAAAUGGGAAUUCCAUUACGAUAAUGUUGCUGAGGCUCCUUACGUGUUCAGGCCAUCGACUGGUGACUUAAUAACGUAUGAUAAUGCACGAUCGACUAUUGAGAAAGGCAAGUAUGUUAGAAAAAAUAAGCUUGGUGGUUUAUUCGCGUGGGAGAUCGACGCAGACAAUGGUGAACUAUUAAAUGCCAUGAACAUGGGUCUUGGAAACAGUCAAGCGUGAACAAGAACGAACUGUUGUAAUAUUGGUGUGAAUGUGAUCGUUAUUCUAAGAUUAUUAUUAAGAAAAAGGUCUCAAAAUGUAGAAAAUAAAUGUACGAUUGGAUGUAAAUUUAAUUUAAAUUAUAAAACUACAAAAAUAUGAAA
This is a messenger RNA of Papilio polytes (common Mormon), 1955 nucleotides long. It is a transcript of the gene Chi-h, whose product is annotated as chitinase A-like. The transcript is spliced from 2 exons. The record is from RefSeq and is a predicted model, not a curated record. Gene Ontology annotation, biological process: chitin catabolic process; carbohydrate metabolic process. Bases 139 to 1812 code for a protein of 557 amino acids. Lineage: Eukaryota; Metazoa; Arthropoda; Insecta; Lepidoptera; Papilionidae. Gene Ontology annotation, molecular function: chitinase activity; chitin binding.